GAGACUGACCGGGGAGAGAGAAGGGGAGGCCUUCUGUCACCCGCCCAGCCUCCUGCCUGGGCUGUGGGGUGCUGAUGUCAAUCAGGGCUUGGGCUCUGUGCUGAGUGCACUGAGGGCUUCUGACCAUCUGAGGGAGUCCCAAGUCUGGCCAAAGGCAGCAUCUUGAGUCGACAUUUGCCUCUGAGGCUCCAAAUAUGAGAAUGGCCGCCUUGCUUGGAGCCAAGACACCCCUGAGAAGGGUGGCGAUCUUUGGGGGCACCCAUGGGAACGAGCUCUCUGGGGUGCUUCUGGUGAAGCACUGGCAGGAAGACGGAGCCGAGGUCCAGAGAGCCGGUCUACACGUUAAACCCUUCAUUGCCAACCCCCGGGCGGUGUACAAGGGGUGCAGAUAUAUCGACUGCGACCUGAACCGGGUCUUUGACCCAGCCCAUCUAGGCAAAGAGGAGACGGAGGACUUGCCUUACGAAGUCAGCCAGGCCCAGGAAAUACAUCGUCUGUUUGGGCCCAAAGGGAGCCCCGAUGCCUACGAUGUGAUUCUCGACCUGCACAACACCACGGCCAACAUGGGCGCCGCUCUCAUUCUUGAGUCAUCCACAAAUGACCUGCUAAUCCAGAUGUUCCACUACAUCAAGAGUUCCCUGGCUCCCCUGCCCUGCUUUGUGUAUCUCAUUGACCACCCUUCUCUGAAGUAUGCCACCACCCGCUCCAUUGCAAAGCAUCCUGUGGGUAUAGAGGUUGGCCCCCAGCCUCAGGGGGUUCUCAGAGCCGAUAUUCUUGACCAGAUGAGGAGAGUAGUCCAGCACGCCCUGGAUUUCAUCCAGUAUUUCAAUGAGGGAAGAGAAUUCCCUGCCUGUUCCCUGGAGGUUUAUCAGGUCACAGGGAAAGUUGACUAUCCUCGUAAGGAAAAUGGAGAGAUCGCCGCUGUGAUCCAUCCCAGGCUGCAGGAUCAAGACUGGAAACCGCUGCACCCUGGCGACCCCAUGUUUCUUACGUUGGAUGGGAAGACCAUUCCAUUCAGUGGAGAGAGCCCUGUCUAUCCCGUGUUUGUGAACGAGGCUGCUUACUAUGAGAAAGGAGAAGCUUUUGCCAAAACGCUCCAAGUGACACUGACCGCAAGAAGCCUCAACUCCUCGUCCCCCUAGGGUGGAAGGGAGGCGCCACCCCUCAAGGGUGAACCCAGUGCCUUGUUCCUUUGGGUGUCCCCCAGCAACCUCAGUGCCUUACACAGAGAAGAGAUUCCCCGGUAUUUGCCAUAGGAAGGGAAAUGGGGUGCUCUCCCCCGAAUCCAUCUCCUUGCACCCCGCCUCAGAACCCGUCUCCUCCUUGAACCCCUCCAAACCCAUCUCCUUGCACCCCCCUAAGAACCCGUCUCCUCCUUGAACCCUCCCAAACCCAUCUCCUCCUCGAACCCCUCCAAACCCAUCUCCUUGAACCCCCUGCCUCAGAACCUGUCUCCUCCUUGAACCCCCCAAACCCAUCUCUUUGCACCCCCCAGAACCCAUCUCCUCCUUGAACCCCCCCAAACCCAUCUCCUUGCACCCCCCCCAGAACCCAUCUCCUCCUUGU
Molecule: messenger RNA, 1566 nt
Organism: Dromiciops gliroides (monito del monte)
Lineage: Eukaryota; Metazoa; Chordata; Mammalia; Microbiotheria; Microbiotheriidae
Gene: ASPA
Product: aspartoacylase
Exons: 7
Coding region: 195-1142 (315 amino acids)
Molecular function (GO): hydrolase activity, acting on ester bonds; hydrolase activity, acting on carbon-nitrogen (but not peptide) bonds, in linear amides
Source: RefSeq, a predicted model, not a curated record